Messenger RNA from Manis javanica (Malayan pangolin), 730 nucleotides. The record is from RefSeq and is a predicted model, not a curated record. NCBI's taxonomy places the organism in Eukaryota, Metazoa, Chordata, Mammalia, Pholidota, Manidae.
CACGGGAGGAAUAAACGCAGGCAGGAAGGCGGGGCUGCUUCCAUAGCCCGCCCUUCCACCUCUGCGAUUGGCUGUGAGGCUUUGGGUUUCCGCCCCCACAGGCCUGCGCCUGCGUGAGAGUUGGGGCGAGAGCCACUCAAGGAAACACCAUGAAAGAUACUGAUAUCAAGAGACUACUGUAUACCCAUCUUUUAUGCAUAUUUUCAAUUAUCCUAAGCAUUUUUAUUCCAUCAUUCUUCUUGGAGAACUUCUCAGUAUUGGAAACACACUUGACAUGGUUGUGCAUCUGUUCUGUUUUUGUAACUACCGUCAAUCUAGUAGUAUAUUUAGUAGUGAAACGAAGUGCAUCCUCUAAAAGAAGUUCAUUAACAUACAAGGUAACCAGAUUUUUGAAAUGCUGUAUCUACUUUCUUAUGUCUUGUUUCUUCUUUCAUGUAAUUUUUGUUCUAUAUGGAGCACCACUAAUAGAGUUGGUGUUGGAAACAUUUUUGUUUGCAGUUAUUUUGUCCACUUUUACUACUGUACCUUGUUUGUGUUUGUUAGGACCAAACAUCAAAGCAUGGCUAAGAGUUUUCAGUAGGCAUGGGUAAGUUUUAAUUUUAUAUUUUAGUGAUGUUUGAAAUUUAGAAAAAUUAAUGUAGUAUUUUUCUAUCUAUGCCAGUUUGCUGCUUGUUCCCUGUGUGUUUCUCUGCACUGAAUGGUUCUCCUAGAUGCCUUAAGGACCCGUUGC